This is a messenger RNA of Phycomyces blakesleeanus NRRL 1555(-), 153 nucleotides long. RefSeq lists its product as hypothetical. The transcript has 2 exons. The record is from RefSeq and is a predicted model, not a curated record. The coding region runs from base 1 to 153 and encodes 50 amino acids. Lineage: Eukaryota; Fungi; Mucoromycota; Mucoromycetes; Mucorales; Phycomycetaceae.
AUGUCAAAUGAGAUUUCAAGUAAGGUCAUAGUCUGGCCUUCUGCCAUUGAAGAGCAAAGAGAAGUGGCAGAGAUCGUUGCAUCCCAUACUAGAAGCAACAAUAACCAGCACUUAAAGAAUCAAUAUCUCAAUGAGCCUUAUGACAGUCUGUGA